CUUUCAGGCAGCAGAGGGCGGAAAACCAAGCGAUCACCGUCAGCAAAGAGAACGUACAGGCCUCCACAGAAGCCUCAGCAACUGUUCUCGCGAGACCCAGGAGAGGGGCAGGCCAGCCGAACACAGAAGAGGAGGCCGCAGAAGCGUGCGGCUCUGCCGACCCAGAUGGAGCCAGCAGUGGCCGAAGCCCCAGGGGCUGAGCAGGCCUCCCAGAGAGCGAGGGAGUUCAAGGGCCUGGGGGCCCAUGCAGUGCAGUCAGGCCCAAGUGCCAUGUCCCAGAGAGGCAGCUUUGCAGACAAGAACCUGCUACCCCUGACACCCCGGCAGCUGGCAGCGUUCCAGGAUGUCUUCAAACUGUUCAGCUCCAGCCCAGCAGGCACCGUGGACAUGCGCAGCAUGAAAGCUGCCCUGUGCAAUGCAGGUGUCCAGCUGAGCCCACAGGAGAUGUGUGAGGCUCUGGGGCAGGCAGACUUGGAUGGUGAUGGAAGCGUAAGCUUCGAAGACUUCCUGGGUGUCCUCACUGACAGCCACCGCCUGGCUCAGUGCUUGGGCAAGGUGAGGAACAGCAGGGUCUGUGACCCCCACGGCUUGCAGACUCUCUUCUUAGAGACGCUCUUCAAGCUGAUGAGUCUGGGCUUUGUGCCCCACAAGUCAGCGCAGGAGGUGAUGAGCUACUACUCCAGGAAGCAGCGGUCUCUGCGGCUGAACUGCAGCUGGAAGGGCGGGCCCCGCUGCCACGGCAGCACCGGGCGCUCUCACGCGGGCCUCGCGUUCUUCUGCCAGGCCACGCGCCUCAGCGGCCUUUCCAACGCCGAGCUGGCGCGCACGCUACAAGGACUGCACAAAGCGGGUGCGCGCAGCCCCUACUCCCAGGUACCUACCCUGAACGGGCAGAUGCAGCCAGAAUGCUACACGCAGAACCGAACCUCGCGCCCCGAAGUCCGACUUCCCAAAUCCUACCGGCGCAGCCGCCCCAAGCGCCAGUUUGACUCCCCCGCACGCCCCCUCUGCGCUUCCGCAGGGUUCCUGGGCCAGCCACUGGGGUAUAUGCGCCCCUCGAAGCUGGCUCCCUUCCCCCCAACUCUAGUGCAGAGGCAGCCCUGCUUCCCUCCUCCAGCCUGUUUGCAGAGACCUGCUAUGAAGAACUCGUACAAGUAGAGCGUUUGCUGAGCGAAUCGGGCUGCACGUGGUGGGGGCGGGCACGGAGCGGACGCGAGACUUUUGGAAACGUCUUUAUUAAUCUUGUAUAAAAAUAAGGUCCAUGGAA
Phacochoerus africanus (Common warthog) is the source of this 1267-nucleotide messenger RNA. RefSeq names its product spermatogenesis-associated protein 21. NCBI's taxonomy places the organism in Eukaryota, Metazoa, Chordata, Mammalia, Artiodactyla, Suidae. Gene Ontology annotation, molecular function: calcium ion binding. The transcript is spliced from 9 exons. The annotation marks the transcript as partial. The record is from RefSeq and is a predicted model, not a curated record.